UGGAAGGUAUAUUAAUUUCUCUAAUGUUCAUUAUUGGGUCACUAUAUGGGAAAGAUCAAGGCAUAUUUAUUGUGGAGACUUUAUUCUUUCUAGUGGGAAUGGUGAGGUCACCCAUAAUGGAUUCAGUACCCAUAAUCCUUGGACAGCCGUUAUUGUAUCUUGGUAAGUAGUAACGUUUACUCAACUAGUCAUUUUCAAUUUUUACAACUCUCUUUUCUUGAGCGAUCUGUUUUCUUAAUUAGCACUCUAAGUAUCAAGUUUCUUGAAUAUUAUUGUUUCAACUUUAAAUAUUUAGGCUAACAAAGUCAACAAAUUUGG
Messenger RNA from Rubroshorea leprosula, 318 nucleotides. The record is from the annotation of a GenBank genome assembly. Lineage: Eukaryota; Viridiplantae; Streptophyta; Magnoliopsida; Malvales; Dipterocarpaceae.